GCAAUGGCAAGGCAGAUCUUUCGCGGCGGGUGUUCAGUCCUUUUCAUUGGCACUGUCUUGCAGUGCGUCGCCGCCGAAUCCGGUCAACCGACAGCUGAGGUUGAUUUUAGCACCAUCAUUCCGAAAGGGGGAUUGGAGGGAGAUGUUGAAGAAGUCUUUUCUCUUGGAUCUUCUGGCACGAUCCGGGUCACUGACGAAACAGCGAGUGCCGUUUAUCAACCCGAAACUAGCGAGAAUUCAUCUGGAACAUUGACUGACGCUUACAGCGCUGCAUAUCAAUAUAUGAAUGGAGGGUGCGAUUUCACAAAGACAAUCCAAUUCAAGGAUGUGUUUCCCGGCUACACAGCAAAAUUGUGGACACGGGAAGAGUCAGAAUCUGGUGAAAGAGGACGUGACUCCGCGGGAAAGGUUGUGAUGUACACGUUUAAAAAUCCUCCAGCAGAGUACUUGAGUGUAGGGUUGAGCUUUUGUAUGCGGUUCAAAACGGUGUCUGCCGCCGGAUCGGAUUCACAAACCACCGUAUCGACUCCUUCGAUUCCAAGCUCAUCCGAAUCAACAGACCACACGAAUUCUGGGGAGGCCGAUGGUGGGGAUGAUGGCAGGGAUGAUGCAGAAAGUAUUCCCUCUGAUGAGGAGCCGAAGCCUCCCACAGCGCUGGAAGGUCCUGGAAACCCUGUGACUAAACCGGAGAAUGGACUUGAUGAAAAUCAAGUGUCUCCACCAGGCCAGCACAGCCCUGUUCCACCUCAGGUCAACCCCAUCGUCCCUCAAGCACCUGAUUCGGGCACACAACCUCAGGAACAUCAGGAUAUAGUCUCACGUCCCGGAGGUGGUACACAAAACGAUAACGUACCUGUGCAUCCUUCCACUGCACCUACGGAGGACUCGGGAAAACAGCAGCCGCCUUCAAAUAAAGUCGAAGAAGAAGUCGCGAAUGACCUCAAAGAAGGUCGUGGUGCUUCCCUGAGGCGGCUGGAUGGGGCAGCUGCUGUGAGUGAGGCAUACCUGACUAUUGUGGUACACUCAGCAGCUUGGAAUUCUGCACGUGGAGUGGGUACGGUUUUGGGUCCUCUUCUCAUUAUGGCAGCCACGCUUUUACAGAUUUAUUAAGUGUGUUUUUAAUUGGGUCCGAUUUGGCACGUAUACACAGAAAGGCCAGUGUU
Molecule: messenger RNA, 1163 nt
Organism: Toxoplasma gondii ME49
Lineage: Eukaryota; Apicomplexa; Conoidasida; Eucoccidiorida; Sarcocystidae
Product: Toxoplasma gondii family A protein
Exons: 1
Coding region: 4-1110 (368 amino acids)
Source: RefSeq, a predicted model, not a curated record